Messenger RNA from Trichobilharzia szidati, 688 nucleotides. The record is from the annotation of a GenBank genome assembly. Lineage: Eukaryota; Metazoa; Platyhelminthes; Trematoda; Strigeidida; Schistosomatidae.
CUUCUAGCUAUGUACUGUGCUCUACGUCAUUUUCGACAUUCAGUUGAGGGUCGUGAAUUCAUCAUUUUCACUGACCACAAACCUCUGACGUACUCUCUGAACUCAACUUCAGAUAAGUAUUCACCCAGGGAAUCGCGACAACUAGAUUACGUUUCACAGUUUACAUCAGAUAUUCGCCAUGUUUCCGGAGUGAACAACACUGUGGCAGAUGCCUUGUCACGUAUUUGUUCUUUCACCGAAAUCGACGGCAUAGACCUUGUAAAACUGGCUCGUCUUCAAAAAGAAGAUAUUGAGCUUCAGCGUGAGUUGUCGAAAACAACUCUACAACUAGCCAAGAAACCCUUAGGUGCAACGGGCACUGGACAGGAGACAAACGAAGCACGGGAUCCAACGAACAACACUGAGAAAGCUAUGUACAGACACCCUAUUAGCAUAGGCAGACAGACCAGCAGGCUCUCAAUCAAGCCGCUCGGAAGAUUUUUUUCACCCAUAAGGGAACCAUCGAGAUUUUUUUACUUCCGGCUGGUCAUGUCUUAGGGUCCUCACAAACCCACUAGGGGGGGAGUGAGCUGUAGCGGUAAAUAAUUCCCCAAAAUUAUUAACCACAGCAAUCAUCACUCAACAUUGGAUGCUGACCAUCACUGUUUAAGUCGACUUGUUUAGCUGAAGGCUUACGGUCAAGCAUCCC